Messenger RNA from Talaromyces marneffei, 3354 nucleotides. RefSeq lists its product as uncharacterized. Gene Ontology annotation, molecular function: calcium:proton antiporter activity. The record is from RefSeq and is a predicted model, not a curated record. Gene Ontology annotation, biological process: calcium ion transmembrane transport; intracellular calcium ion homeostasis. Bases 1 to 3354 code for a protein of 1117 amino acids. NCBI's taxonomy places the organism in Eukaryota, Fungi, Ascomycota, Eurotiomycetes, Eurotiales, Trichocomaceae. The transcript is spliced from 5 exons. Gene Ontology annotation, cellular component: endomembrane system; membrane.
AUGGCCGACCACGAAUCGCGAGGCGAAUCGUCGCGUCCUCUGGAAGACUCAUUUACGGAAAACGAGUCGUCGAUUUAUGCUCCCAUUGUGCAGACUGACGAAGAUGCGCCGUCCUUCAGAGAUAUAUCCCAAUGGCCCAGGCCAGGUCGUAGUUAUGGAUCUAUCACACAGGCUUCCGGACGGGCAAAUCCGACGGAAGAUGAAUCUCUACGCUCUCAAGCUGGUCGACCUCAGCCUCCUCAAUCCCCCAACAUCGGGCCCCAAAUUGAGCGGACAAGAAAGCCGUCCACCCUACGCCGAAUGUCUUCAAAGCCAUACCGAGGCCAAGAGUUCUCUGUCGAUGACGACCCCUAUGAAGUAGAGCAGGACAAUGCCUUGCAUCAAGCCCAUCAGCAGACGAGUACACCCGCCCAGCCUUCACCCAGAAUCCUUCCCAUAACCAUUAAGAAUUCGACAUUGAGGAGGAGAAACAAUGCAUCGGCUCCGAAAGAUGGCUGGCAAAAUGACGAUGAUGACCUAACACUUCCUGAAGCGGGACCGAGCAACUCUGGAGAGACCGACUUGGAAGAUAUGAACGGAGAUGACAACGACGACGCCGGCAACCUCAGCGAUGCGGAGAGUUUUACGUUGAGAGACCGUCAAGCAGCCAUCAAUGAAACCCAUCCAUUUGGUAUUAGGAUUUGGAAACCUGCCUUGUACAAGAAGAAUCGCUCUGUUGAAAAGACUGCUGAAGGAGACAUUCACUCAUCGCCCGGCGGCCGAGUGAGUAACCUGUUAUUCCUAGUCAAUUUGAUGUGGUCAUUUAUAUUCGGAUGGUGGCUUGCUGCUGCUGCCUUGGUCGGUGGCAUUGCUUGUUAUUUGUGCAUUUUCUCGCCCCAUGCUAGAGAGUAUGGAAACGUCUUUUUUGGUCUAUCCCGAUAUAUGCUUUAUCCCUUCGGUUCAUUCGUGCGGCUCGAAACAGAUGAGCAUUAUGUCGACGAGGAUGAAGGUGAAGGACGCAGUAUCAGUGAAUAUGAGCAGUGGCAGAGCGGAGAUUUAGAACACGGACGAUUGUUCUUCGGUCCCACCCACAGUCGAUCUCUUGUUGGUCGACGACGGAGUAGCAUCGAGUCGGGGUACAGCGAACAUGACAGUCUUCUCGGACGCACUGGCAGAGGUGGUCGCCUUGGAACGAAUGCUUCCCGGCCUAAACGAAGACUGUUCGGCCGUGGCGAAUGGAGCUUAGCCAGAGUUGUUUUCUUUGCAUUCUUCUAUUUCCUCACAGGCCCAUUGAUGUUUUUGGUGUCUUUGGUCUGCUGGUUGCUUGUCUUCUUGAUACCCAUGGGUCGCGUGAUGAAUAUCCUUGUGGACCAUCUUCGUCGCCAUCCUCUUGCGUUGUCUUUCCAUGCCGAUGCCGCAUACACUCGCUUGCCAUCCGGCCCUUCUUCUUCCAUCCUUUUGUGUACUUACCGGGCGGCCGGCCUGCGUUAUUGGAAGUAUACUAUUGAUGGAACUAAUAUCUUUCUUUUCAACCUCUUGAGCAUUGUUGCCUUUGUCAUUUUCGACUACUGGGUGCUUGAUGUGGCUUUCGGGUUGGAGUCAUGGUUAACGCAUCCAGGACUGGUCUUCACACUGUCCCUUUUGUCGAUCAUUCCUCUGGCAUACUUCAUCGGCCAAGCAGUGGCUUCCAUUUCCGCUCAAUCUUCGAUGGGACUGGGUGCUGCUAUCAACGCCUUUUUUUCCACAGUAGUAGAAGUCUUUCUCUACUGCGUUGCUCUCGGACAGGGCAAAGCACAGUUGGUUGAAGGAAGUUUGAUUGGCAGUAUAUUUGCUGGUAUUCUAUUUCUUCCUGGUUUAUCAAUGUGUUUUGGUGCAAUUCGACGUAAGACUCAGAGAUUCAAUGUGAAGUCUGCAGGUGUUACGUCGACCAUGUUAUUGUUCGCGGUGAUUGCUGCAUUUGGACCGACUUUGUUCUAUCAAAUAUACGGCAGUCACGAGCUUAAUUGUCGGUCAUGCGCCAAUUCAAUGGAUGAACGUGAUUGCCGACGAUGUUAUUACUCACAAGCUCCUGCUGUAAAUGAUGACUUUUUCCGCAAAGCCGUACAGCCAUUCUGCUGGUUUGCGGCAUUUUUCCUGUUUUUAUCAUAUAUUAUCGGCCUCUGGUUUACUCUUCGAACCCAUGCUGCGGUCAUAUGGGCAACUGAUGGAGAUGAGAAGAAAGCAGCUGCUCCAGGCGUUGAAGUCUCUAUGCACGACUCGCGACAUGCUCAACUCGCAAAUGGCCUGUCCAAUGUUGGAGGAGGAGAUAUCCAAUCUAACAGCAUUCGAGAGUCUCAACUGUACAAACGUAUCUUGGGACACUCAUUGCAGCAGAUUGGGCUGCCACAUGAGGGCUUUGAAUCCGGCUCCAUUGAUGGAAUAUCGCCUCAUUUGGAUCCAAGCCUGUCCAAGUCUCCGGAUGAUCAACACGGGUUGCACCUUCGCGGCCUUACCGAAGAAGAUAAUGAAAACCUCGCACGUCAAGUAGCUGAAGUCGCGGCGACUGCUGCAACAGUAGCCGCACGCGAUUCCACUCGUAAUCAUCGCAGAACAUCUGUGAACCCACAAGCCAUAGGACGGGCGCAAGAUGCCAAGGCUACGAGUCAACCGACACCUAUUACUGAGGAGCACGAAUUUACUGGUGUACCAGUGGAAGCACAUGCUGGCGGAGGCCAUGAUGCACCAAAUUGGAGCAAAACGAAGAGUGCAAUUAUACUCCUUGGCGCCACAGUUCUCUACGCCAUCAUUGCUGAGAUCCUCGUCGACACUGUGGAUGUCGUUUUAGAAAGCGUGGACAUAGAUGAAAAAUUUCUGGGCAUUACAUUGUUUGCCUUGGUGCCGAAUACAACUGAGUUUCUAAAUGCCAUUUCGUUUGCGAUGAAUGGAAACAUUGCGCUUUCCAUGGAGAUCGGUUCCGCAUAUGCGCUUCAAGUCUGCUUACUUCAAAUUCCAGCACUCGUACUAUACAGUGCUGUGAAUGCGCGAUUCAUUGACCCGGCUGACCUGGUCAGCCACUCAUUCAAUCUCAUCUUCCCACAAUGGGACAUGAUAACCGUCAUCCUCUGCGUCUUCCUCCUUUCCUACGUCUACGGAGAAGGGAAGAGUAACUACUUCAAAGGCUCAAUCUUAGUCUUGACCUACCUAGUCGUCAUAAUCGGCUUCUAUCUAUCUGGCUACAAUGACCUUGACACCCACGGCAUCGACAGAUUCGAUACAUUGGCACUCGGCUCAUCGUCAUCAUCGUAUUCAACUGCCGGCGGGAAAUUUUAUACCAUUGGACAAGGUAAGAGUGGCAUUGCAUUCCCUGCACCCGCCUCUCCAGCAGUGGAACUAUAA